Molecule: messenger RNA, 846 nt
Organism: Zasmidium cellare ATCC 36951
Lineage: Eukaryota; Fungi; Ascomycota; Dothideomycetes; Mycosphaerellales; Mycosphaerellaceae
Exons: 2
Coding region: 1-846 (281 amino acids)
Source: RefSeq, a predicted model, not a curated record
AUGUCAUACACCUGGCUCAUCACCGGCGCUUCAUCUGGACUCGGAGCCGCAAUUGCUCUCGCAGCAUUGAACGCUGGACACAGUGUAGUUGCUGGUGCUCGCAACCCCAUCAAGGCCUCGAAUUCGAAUCCUGAAAUUCAACAAAAAGGUGGAAUAUGGCUCAAGCUUGACGUGUCUACUCCAGAGGCUGAGCUUGCAGUUGCCAAGGCUGCGAGAGAGCAUGGCGUCAAUGUCUUGGUCAAUAAUGCAGGCUAUGCUCUGCGAGGAGCAUUGGAAGACUUCAGUGAGACUGAGAUUCAUGAUCAAAUGGAGACCAACUUCUUCGGACCUCUUCGCACCAUCAAAGGGGCACUUCCACACUUCCGUGAGCAGAAAGCGGGCACGAUCGUCAACAUCAGCAGCACUUCCGGCAUGACUGGAUUUCCUGGCUUCUCGCUAUACGCUGCCAGCAAGUUCGCCCUUGAAGGUGCCUCAGAAGCCUUGUACGGAGAGCUUGCUCCCUUUGGCAUCCGUGUUCUUGUCAUCCAGCCAGGAGCGUUUCGUACGAACUUUCAAGGCGCUGGGGCAGGCCCAAACCUCUCCAAUUCAUACGUGGGCACCACCGUCGACGCCGUUCUGCAGAGAGUCAUUGGCAAUGGUGGCAAAGAGCGAGGAGAUCCUGUGCGAGCUGCAAAUGCAAUCGUCGAAGCUGUGACGUACCAUGGAGACGGUGAAGCGACUCGUGACCUUUUGAGACUUCCUCUCGGCGAAGAUGCCCUUGCCCGGGCCAAGGCAAAGGUCGAUGAUUUCUCGAACAAUGUGGACAAAGUGAAGCACAUCGCUCAAAGUGCAGUGUAUCCCGAGUAG